Helobdella robusta is the source of this 747-nucleotide messenger RNA. RefSeq lists its product as hypothetical. The record is from RefSeq and is a predicted model, not a curated record. The coding region runs from base 1 to 747 and encodes 248 amino acids. Lineage: Eukaryota; Metazoa; Annelida; Clitellata; Rhynchobdellida; Glossiphoniidae. The transcript has 4 exons.
AUGGCAUAUUCACCGUACUGCAGCCAACAUUUGAACGGAGACGGAUCAUUAUUUUGCUUCUACCUCGAGGAUAUACAUUCCAUGACUAAUGACAUCCAAUCAGCUGAAGAAAUCUGCACAUCAAAAGGGUAUACACUCUUAAAACUCUACAAUAGUCAAAUCAGUGAUUUAUAUCUGCGAGCUAUAAAGAGCUGGAAUACAACGGAUAAGCGUACGGAUGGGUAUUAUGUGAGGAUGGGACUGUCGAGGAAUGAUAAUAAUAGGACAUGGAUGUGGAAUGAUGGAAAACCGAUGGAAUUUCCGAAGUGGGAAUGGGAGUCAAACUUUGACUGUGGUUUCGUUGAAUACAGAGCGGAACCCACAGCCCCCCAAGCAGUUGCAUAUGUAGCUGGUGUGGUAGUGUCAAUUGUAGUGAAAAAUGCUAAUUUUUUAUUCUACAGUAACAACCAAGUGACAUUUCCAAACUCCAGCCAUUACGAUAGUGAUAUAUUUAGCAACAACAACAACAACAACAACAACAAUGUUUACACUAGCAACAACAACAUCAACAACAACUUUGGUUUCUUGAAUCAGUACGAUCAUGACAUUAACAUCAAAGACAGCAGCAACAAAUACGAUUAUGACGACAACAACAAUAACAUCAAUAACAAAAUUUCUAAGCUUCCGUACUAUGGGAAAGUUGAACUACACACAGAGGACGACACUCCUGCAAUUUUCGCCAACAACGCCAGCAAAAACCAACACUGA